This is a messenger RNA of Penicillium soppii, 2541 nucleotides long. RefSeq names its product putative alpha-glucosidase. The record is from RefSeq and is a predicted model, not a curated record. Lineage: Eukaryota; Fungi; Ascomycota; Eurotiomycetes; Eurotiales; Aspergillaceae. Gene Ontology annotation, molecular function: hydrolase activity, hydrolyzing O-glycosyl compounds; carbohydrate binding. The transcript has a single exon. Bases 1 to 2541 code for a protein of 846 amino acids. Gene Ontology annotation, biological process: carbohydrate metabolic process.
AUGCCUCAAAAAGAAGCCUGCCCUAAGGGCUACUCGCAAGUGCCCCAGGCUACCAACCAAGAAGCUUCCGUCCAUGUUCGAAGCAGCACAAAGAGCAAGAUUCCCUUCGAUUUUACCUUUGAAGCUGUUCGUCCCAACCUAUUCCGAGCCACCUUCUCAUCCACAGAGCACCCUAUUCCUCCCUAUCCUAGUGUCACCAAGCCAGAGACCAAUCUCCAAGGUGUCAAUGUUUUCGCCAAGGAGAGUACUUCUUCCAAGACAUUCGAUGUCGCCGGUAUCACUGCCGUGGUAGACUGGGAACACAGCCCAGUGGUCAAGCUAUCAUGGGCCGGCUCCGAGAAGCCUUUGCAUGAGGAUCUACCGCUGCGCUCCUUUGUCGCAGACGGCGAGGGUGUUGCCAACUACUCCGUGCAUGAUCGCGAAUAUCUCCACGUCGGACUUGGCGAGAAGGCGGCUCCUAUGGAUUUGAGCGGUCGUCAAUUCCAGCUCUCCGCCACGGAUUCCUUCGGAUAUGAUGUAUAUAAGACCGACCCCCUCUACAAGCACAUCCCACUCUUGAUCAAAGCCUCUGCAGAGGGCUGUGUGGCCAUCUUCUCAACAACCCAUGGCCGCGGUCUGUGGUCUGUGGGAGCCGAGAUCGAUGGUCUCUGGGGACACUUCAAAGUGUACCGUCAGGACUAUGGUGGUCUUGAGCAGUACUACAUUGUUGGAAAGACCAUCAAGGACGUUGUCCGCUCGUACGCCGAGCUGGUUGGUUUUCCUAUUCUUGUGCCCCGUUGGGCUUACGGCUACAUUUCCGGUGGCUACAAGUACACCAUGCUGGAGGAGCCUCAAAAGGCGCAUCUGGCUCUUCUAGAGUUUGCCGAGAAGCUCAAGGAACACGGCAUUCCAUGCUCGGCUCACCAGAUGAGUUCAGGUUACUCCAUCGCUGAGACUGAGCCCAAGGUUCGCAAUGUCUUCACAUGGAACCGGGAUCGCUUCCCGGAUCCCGAAGAUUGGAUUUCAAAGAUGCACCAGUACGGCAUUCGCCUCUUGACCAAUAUCAAGCCAUUCUUGUUGGCGUCUCAUCCAGACUUCCAGAAGCUCGUCGAUGCCGGUGGAUUCUUCAAGGAUGCUGACAAGGAGCCUGGUUAUAUGCGUCUAUGGAGUGCCGGUGGUGCUACCGGCGGCGACGGUGCACACAUUGAUUUUACCUCCGCAGAGGCCUUCAAGUGGUGGUACGACGGCGUCCAGAGUCUCAAAAAGGUCGGCAUCGACGGCAUGUGGAAUGACAACAACGAAUACACCCUACCAGACGAUGACUGGACCAUGUCUCUCAACGAGCCCACCGUCGCCGACGCCGCAGCAAAGAACGUCAAGAACUCCGUCGGUCUCUGGGGCCGCGCCCUUCACACCGAGCUCAUGGGUAAAUCCUCCCACGACGCCCUCCAAGACAUGGAACCCAAGCAGCGACCCUUCGUCCUCACCCGCAGCGCCACAGCCGGAACCCUCCGCUAUGCCGCAUCCUCCUGGAGUGGUGACAACGUCACAAGCUGGGAAAACAUGAAAGGCGCAAACGCGCUCUCCCUAAACGCCGGCAUGUCCCUCCUCCAAUGCGAAGGCCACGACAUCGGCGGAUUCGAAGGCCCCCAGCCCUCCCCCGAACUCCUCCUCCGCUGGGUCCAACUUGGCUGCCAUGCCCCUCGCUUUGCAAUCAACUGCUUCAAGACCUCACCGAAAGACUCCGACGUCGGCGACGUCAUCGAGCCCUUCAUGUAUCCCGAGAUCACCCCCCAGAUCCGCGACACCAUCAAGCGCCGCUACGAAAUGCUGCCGUACAUCUACUCGCUCGGGCUGGAGAGCCACAAGUUCGCGACGCCGCCGCAGCGCUGGACGGGCUGGGGCUACGAGAGCGAUCCAGAGGUGUGGACGAAGAAGCUCAAGGAAGGCGAGGAGCAGUUCUGGUUCGGCGAGACUGUUCUCGUCGGCGGAGUCUACAAGAAGGGCAUCGACGUCGCGAGCGUCUACCUGCCCCGCAAGAACGUCUUCGACUACGGCUUCGUCAACAUGAACGCCCCCUACCAGUAUCUUGCGUCUGGGCAGUGGGUUGAGAUUGCGUCCGAGUGGCAGAAGAGCAUUCCGCUGAUUGCCCGCGUUGGCGGUGCUAUUCCCGUCGGCAAGAACGUGCACACCCGCGUUCCUGGCGAUGAUACCGCUGCUUCCGUUGCUGUCCAGGAGAUUGACGAUUACCGUGGUGUGGAGGUGUUCCCACCUAAGGGCACUUCGCACGGUACCGUCUUUGCUACGACUUGGUAUGAGGAUGAUGGUAUCUCGGUACAGCCUGAGACUGCGGCGUAUACGAUCAGCUACAGUUCUACUGAGGAGACGGUUUCUGUGAAGCUUGAGCGUGAUGAGAAGAGUGGGUUUGUUCCUGCUUGGAAGGAUCUGGAUAUUGUCUUGCAUAAUGGCGACCAGCGCCGUGUUGUCUCUAGCACUGGUGAUGAUAUCGUGCUAAAGGGUACUGAUUCGCGGGGUCGGGUGGUCUACACCCUCAAGGCUUAG